Molecule: messenger RNA, 561 nt
Organism: Aegilops tauschii subsp. strangulata
Lineage: Eukaryota; Viridiplantae; Streptophyta; Magnoliopsida; Poales; Poaceae
Source: RefSeq, a predicted model, not a curated record
AUGCCUGAUCUGCCUGCAAGGCUCAGGAACGGCGGGCGUGGAGCCUGCUACGGCGUCGUGGCGUCCUUGGCAUUGGCGCUCGUGUUCUGCGUGCUCGUCGCCACCGUGAGCGUCUGGAAGGCCUUUUUGUUCGCCGGCAUGGCGUUGACCGCCUUCGGCAUCGGUGAGUGCCUGCCCAAUAGCUGGCGCGUCGGCGCCGCCGCCGAGCGUGAGAUCACAGUGGGCGUGCCUUUGGCAGCAUGCCGGUUCGGGCUCGGGAAGGCCACGAUCGACUCGUUGCCCACGUUCGCGUACGCAUCCCGUGGCGCCGAUGCCGAUGGCGACCUCGAAUGUGGGAGCGCCCAGCUGUGCUCUGUGUGCUGGGAAGACCUUGAGGAAGGCGAGAUGGUGCGGCAGCUGCCGUCGUGCAAGCACAUCUUCCAUGUCGAGUGCAUUGACAUGUGGCUGCACUCGCACACCACUUGUCCUAUCUGCCGCUGCGACCUCUCGCCACAGCGGACAUGCUGUGUCAAAGUGGCGGCGGUAGAGACGGAAACGCCGGCUGGGCUGCAGCCUGUGUAG